CACGCCUCUUUCUUCUCUUCCUCUCCCUUCCGUCUCUCUCCUCGCCGCGGCGCACACACCUCCCGGCCUGGCUGCCGCCGUCUGAGCCAGCAUCGUUGUUCCCCGGCGGACAGCGGCCCGCUGGCGCACCCCGCACAACUCACCGCCUCGCAUCCACCACACUCCCUUGCCCCAUGGCCGCCGCCCUCUCGCCGGCGCUCAAGGCCGCCUUUGAAGCUGCGUCGCUGCCGGGAGAUGCAGCGCCCCCGCGUGCGCUUCAUGUAGUGCCGCAGGCGCGCGGCGCCCUCGAGCUCGAAGCGCAGCUGCCGCCGGCCGCCGGCAAGACGGACCGCGAGGAGUGGGAUGGCACGCUGAAGCAGAUCUUCUCGGCGGCGCCGACGACGCCGGCCUACGUGCUCUGGCGCCUCGACACGUGCUCCUCAGCUGGUCUGUACGAGUGGCUGCUCGUGGCCUUCCGCCCGGCCGGCGCGCCCGUGCGCCAACGCCUCCUCUACCCGACGACGCUUGAGGGCAUCCAGUCGGGCCUGGGCGAGUGGAACUUCCUCGACAUCGUCUACGGCUCGUCGCCGACCGACUUCACGUACCCGACGCGUCUGCGCAACGCCCGCAAGCACGACUAUCAGAACCCUCAGGUACGCAUCCAGGCGCCCGCUUCCGAGGCCGCUGGAGCAAGUGUGGGCGGCGCCCGCCGCGCCUUUGCGCCCAUCGUCGGCGGCGCGAUCAAGUCCGCCGGCUCGGCUCAGCCAAAGGCGCCCUCUCCCGAGCCGCGUGCUGCGGUAGCGCCCGCAAAGGCGCCGGUCGCUGCUGCCGUGCCCGAGCAGAAGGCUGCGGCGCCUGUAGCCGAGGCCAGCCCGCUGCCCAAGGACGAGCCGGCGCCUGCGCCGUCUCUUCCUGAGCCCGUGGCCGAGCCCGAGGUCGCGUCUGCGCCGCUGGCGGCUCCCGAGCCGGAAGCGACUGAGGAGCACGGCGAGGCGUUUGGCGCCGUGGAGCAGGUGAAGCCGCCUUCCGAGAAGGAGAUCGCGGAGGUCAUCGCCGCUCCCGCACCCACGCCUCUGCCGCCUCUGCCAGCGGACGCGCCCUUGCCGCCGGCACCGCAGGUGGAGGAGCCGCAGCCGGAGCUCGACGCCAGCGAGAGCACGGCGGCCGAGGUUCCGGCAGAAGUGCUCGAGGUGCCGCCGCCGCUGCCCGCAGACGCGCCUCUGCCGCCUGCGCCAAGCGCGUCGGACGAGCCUGCGCCGAGCGCCGAGGAGACGCAGCACGCUCUGGAGCCACUGCAGGACGCGGAAGAGCCGGCAGCUGCCGACGCCGAGGUCGCGCCGCCUCUCCCGGUGGACGCGCCGCUACCGCCGGCGCCGCUGCCGACGGAUGAGGACGCGCCCGACGCGGAGGAGGCGCAGCGCGCUCUCGAGCCGAUGCAGGGUGUCGAGUCGACCUUGGACGCCGCUCCUGAUGCUGCCGCUUCGCAUCCAGAUGAGGCGGAGCAGCAGAACGCGCCGGAGUCGAGCGACGCCGCUGUGCCGCUCGUAAUCGCCGACGCCUCUGCCAACGGCAGCGACGCCCAGGCACCCGCGUCUCCGGCGACGGGCGGCGCUCCGCGUGGCGGUGCCGAUGCGCGCAAAAAGUGGGCCUCUGCGGCAUCUCGCCGCUGGGAGGUCGCUGGCUCGCCUGCCCUGCCGGUACCGCGGUCGCCUCCCGCGGCAGACGUGUUCGGCGACGCAGACCACCAGCUCCCCGAGGCGUCUGGCAGCAAUUUGUCGUCCAGUGCGGCGUCCGGCGGCGUCAGCAUCGCCCAGCUGCGCCAGUCAAUACGGCAGAGCAGCGAGAUCCACAGCUUGUCGGGCUCUCUGGGUGCCUCACGGGGUCCCAAGACGCCUCGGAGCCCCACUGCCGACGCCGACGAGUUCGGCGCGCUGACAUCGGCAGACGUCGGCGACGAGCUCAAUCCGACGAAGCGCGUGUCGGUGCUCGACUUUCUGAACGCCGAGCCUCGGGUCGAGGUGCGAAGCUCGCCGAGCCGGAGCGUCGCGCCGCGUGCAUCGCAAGAACCACAAGGGACGGGCGUCGCGGCGUCGCCUUCUGUAGGCACAUCUUCUUCUCCGAACGGAGCGACAGACGCUGCGCAGCCGAGGCCACGCCCCCCGCCAAUCUCGGCACAAGCCGGCAACCGCAUGUCGACGCUCUUGCCUCGCGAGCCGACGACCGCUCCGCUGCCCUCAACGAGUCCGUCACUCGCCGGCACAUCGCGCUUUGCCGCCGCGUCGCCGCGGAUAGACGGGCCGCUAUCCGCAUUUGAGUUCUUGCAGGGAGAGCCCCGGGGCAACGUCCGGCCCCUGGACGGUCCUGCGUCUGCCACGCCCGGCCCAUCGUCGAAGCGACGCCCGUCGAGCUAUGCGCCGUCCGAGCGCAAGCUCAAGGUGCGCGUCACGCCGGUCAGCGACCAGGUGACCAUGUUCGGCUCCACUCAGACAUCCUCAAACUACUCGAUCUCCGGCACGGUCAUCAUCACGAUCGCGCCGCGUGAGAUUCCCGCCUUUGCGAGCAGCACUGGUGCGCAGGGCACGCCGACUCGCAGCGAGAUGCGGCGCGCCACUACGCCAGCCUCGCCAUCCGACCCGUCGAUGUCGCCCACGACGCCGCGCUUCCGCCCGGAGCCAUUGGGCAAGUCCGCCAGCGACACCGAGCAGCCGCCCUCGCCUCUGGUCAGGCGGACAAGCGUCGCAUCGCCGCGAGGUAGGCCCAUGUCGCCGAGAAGCAGCGCUGGCCUGGCGACACCAGGAGGGCGUCCGCUCUCCACGGACUUCUCACACAUGCUGCCUGCGCUGGACUUUGGCCUCGGACCGAGCUACUGGGACGCUGAUGGCAUGUCACGGCGACCGAGCGGAGGCGUAGCGCUGGACGACGCAGCCGUAGCGACCUCAAGCGCAGCGAAGACCGAGCAGGCCGUGCCAGAGGUGCUCGUACAUGCUAGCUCACCGAGCGCGGCUCGCAGACCGCGGCCCAAGGCUCCGGUGCCCGACAGCGAGCGCGAGAAGCAAGACGAGCUGAAGGUGACCUCGUUGAAGGUCGCUUUCUCAGGCUACUCGUUCUACGCAGACCAUGCUGGGCGCUUCUCAGCUGUCCGCCUGGCCGAAGUGGUGCAGGAGCUGCUGCCGACCGGAUCGAACCUCCCAAUCUCGGGCGUCGUCCAGCCGCACACGCCGCUGAAGUACGACAUCCAGUUUGACCUCUCGAUCCCCGGCUGGCUGCCCGCGACGUCUUGGACGAAGUUCGGCGGCACCUUCUACUGCGUGCACGCCGAGGCGCGCUACCUCGAGACCGACGGACGGGCGCAUCGCACAAUCUCGACACUGCUCAGCUCGCCGCACCGCGCCAGUGCGCCGAGCGGGCUUAGAGUCGCGCCAGAUGCGGGGCUGCCUCACAUCAACGGAGCUGAGCCCUCCUCGCCUCGUCCUUCUGGACUGGCCCAGCAGCGGCCGUCGGGCUCUAGGCCGUCCGCGAGCCCGUCGCCCGCACGACUCUCGGUCAGCGAGCGUCGCGACAACGCGUCGUCCGGGACCGAGGGCGACUCAGCGGCCGAGGCUGGCCCCUCAAACGGUCCAGCACGCAGCGGAGGAAGCUGGCUGGGCAAGCGUGCCCGCCAGCUGCAGUUCCGCAAGAGCACGGCAGUACCGCCGAGUCCGGUGACUCCGACCACGCCAAGCAUGCUCUUCGGCACGCCCGAGAACCCCGUCGAGCCGGUUCGCCCGCCCAUGACCUCUCGAAGACGCCGAAGGCGCGCUCCUGAGAUCGAGCCGAACGACGGCUCGCUGAAGGCACGAAGCCGCACGUCGGUCAUCAUCGUCAGGCGAUGCCGCGACGUUGUGCCAGUGCCAGUGGCGCGGCUCGCCAUCGUCGGUCCGGAAGGGUUGCCGUCUGUGCCUCAAGAUCCGCCGAACUGGGUGCCCAGUGCUCGUCCCGACUCGGCAGAGAGAGCCAACGAGCAGGUGCCUGCGUCACCGAGCGCGACUCUUGCCAGUCCUGCUAGAGCUACGCCGGCGGCGCCUGGCAUCGAAGGCAGUCCGAGACCGGGAGUUGCCUCGGCGAUCCCCGCUUCGCAGCUUCAAACAGCGCUCAGCGAGGCGUCAGCAGGCGCGCGACCUGCACGUCUGCUCACGCCGCUCGACUCCCCUCGGCCGCGUCUCACUCCGCGAGUCUCGACCGAGGCGCUCAACGAGAGCGCAUUGGCGAGCAUGUUGCCUCUCGCGCCUAGCACGCUCGAUGCGCCCAGCGACCCUGCCAAGUUCGCGGCCUUUGCGCGAGCGCCUGCGACGCCAGUGCGCGGCUCGAGUGCUGUGGGCAAUCGCAGCCCUGGCAACACUCCCAGCGGAGAUGCGAGGCAAAGUCGCGGUAGCUCUUCGAGAACCUCGAGCUCGAACAACGCCAUGCGGCACUUCCUCCAUCGUCCCGUCUUGCAUCCGCCUUUCGACUCUGGCAUCGCACCGGGCGACUGCGACACCAGCGAUGGCGGCCUGUCGUUUUCCCUCACGCUGUCGCUGCCGUCGCACGUGCAGGUCGGCGGGCCGAAGGCCGACAUGCUGAGCUUCGGCGUGCAGAUUGAGGUCGGCCGCUCGCUCGGCUGGUCCAAGGUGCGCGGGAUGGGCGGUCUCCGUCUGCGCGACAUGGACCUUGUCUGCGUGCAGCAGGAGCGCCACUGUUCGAUUCCUUCGCGCACCUUCUGCAACGCCUUUCCGCUGCCGACAGAACCCGCCGUCGAUGCUCAGGACCUGCCGGAUCUCAUCGGACAGACGUCCAUGCGUGAAGAAGCAACCAUGACGUCGGACGAGCUCAAGAAGCGGAACGGCUACGACCACCAGCUCGUGCUGAACCACGUCAAUCUCACAAAGGCAGGUCAGGCGCCCGACGCUGACAUGAACGCCGUCGAGCGCCUGCGCACGGCGAUCGUCGGGCCGCCGCCGACGGCCAAAGAAGCGCAAGGCGAGGCGAAGGGCAAAGGCAAGGGCAAGGACAAGUCGAUGAGCAGGACGCCGACUCGCAGCGUGCAAGGGCCCUCUCUUGCCGAAGCAGAGCGCCGAGCUCGUCGCAUGCAAAUGGAGCGGUCGCGAGCGCAGGCCGCGUCGGCCGCUCGCUCUGGCCCAUCCGGCUCGCGCCUCGCUUCGACCGUGACCAUCAUGGAGCCUCCCUCGCCAAACCCGUUCGCACCCAGCGUGGCCGACGAGGCCAACGCGGAGGGCACCACGCCCGGAGGGCGCCGCGUUGGCCGUGGACGGCGCGCAUACGAGACGGCCAUGCGCGGCCUCUCGACCUUUGCCAACGCGCUCGCCGAGAUGAGCAUCGACGGCGACGUCGACUUCAACAACACGGGCGCGCCGCUGCCGAGCGACCUGCGCCGCGCUGCAGCCGCCAAGGACGUGCUCGACGACGACUCCGAUGGCCCUCGAGCAACGUACCACUUCGCAGGCGACGACGGCCACGGCGUUGAUCUGACGCGCGGCAGAGUGCGCAUGACGAUCAACCUGCCACUCACGCCCGCCUCGGCGACUGUCGCACGGCAGCACAAUGUGCCGCGCCUCGUCGCCGACUUCGAGUCGCCGUACGUGCGCAUCAAGCACAAGCUGCGCGUCAAGCUCGGCUUUGGCUUCGGCUCGAAGCCGCUCGGUGGCGACAAUGACUGGGGUCAGGCGCUCGUGCUGCAGGUGCCCGUGCGCUUCACCGAGGCUGCUCCGAAGGACGUGCGCGAGCAGUUCGCUCCGAUGAACCUCGCGACCGUCGCAGCGGGUCCCUCUGGCGCCCUGGCCAUGCCGCUGCCGACGAUCCAGCAGGACAGUCACUCGGCGCCUGUGCUGCCGGCAUACGCCCAGCUCUUCCGCGAGGAUGGCUCGCGCCUGGCCGACGAGGGCGAGGACCUGCCGCAGUACCCAGGACCCGCAGCGGCUAUGGCAGCGGCUGCGCGAGGUGCUGUCUCGGCAGGCAGCCCGCGUCUCGGCGGAAGCGUGUCACGCUCGCGCGCGUCUUCCAUCACUGGGCGUCCGGCCUCCGGCGUCGCAGCAGGCGGGCCGCUCUCCAAUCACGUCCUGCCGAGCAGCAUCUACGACGAGGCGCCCGACGCAGGCUCGCCGGAGGCGGCCGAGCGCGACCAGGAGCGCGAGCUGCAGGAACUGCGCUCCGAGGCCGAGAUGCUCGCCGUGCACGUCGACGACGCCUCGUCCGAGGACGAGGACAUGCUGCGCCCCAGCGCCCUGCAGCGCUCGCGGCUGGACGAGACGAUCAACGCAAGCGAUCUGGAGGAGGAGGAGCACGGCGCGCUGAUGCACAGCAGCAGCGACCACGGAACCCACUCGCCGCUGCCGCACGGCGGCGACAGCACCACGGACACCAGUAGGCGCGGCAGCGUGGCCACGGGCCUCGACAGCGCGCACGGCUCGUCGUCGCCGGCGCCCAGAGCCUCGCAGGACAGCGCUCGGUCGUGAAAGCAAUGGCAGUGAUGCAGCAGUG
This is a messenger RNA of Tilletiopsis washingtonensis, 6492 nucleotides long. RefSeq lists its product as hypothetical. Bases 174 to 6467 code for a protein of 2097 amino acids. Gene Ontology annotation, biological process: actin filament depolymerization; barbed-end actin filament capping. Gene Ontology annotation, cellular component: actin filament; cytoplasm. The record is from RefSeq and is a predicted model, not a curated record. The transcript has 9 exons. Lineage: Eukaryota; Fungi; Basidiomycota; Exobasidiomycetes; Entylomatales. Gene Ontology annotation, molecular function: actin monomer binding; actin filament binding.